AUGGCCCAUACCGCCAUCAACGCAUCCAUUGCUCGCCCCCAGAUACGAUCCAACUACACAUCUUCCAGCCACCAGCCGUCCAGCACCCAUCCAACAUCGCCCUACUCAGGCAAUUCGACUCAUCUGUACGUGAACCACGCGCUUCUAGACGCCUCGGUGCUUUUCGAUAAAGAGUACUCACAUGUAUAUAAGCUCAUUGAAGACGCCGAGUUGCGGAACCGCUACUUCGAAGUGCUCCGCAAGAACCACGCCAUAUUCUCGGGAUCUGAGAUCUCCACCAUCCACUCCACCUUCAGCAACCUCAUCGACAUCCAGUCGGGGUUUCCGUCACCCCAGGCGUUGGACAUCUUGAUCGACAUGUGGGAGAUGGUGUUUGCCAAUGCUGCUGGAACUUUCACGCCCUUGCAGGCCCAGAUCUUCCAAGAAAAGGACAAAUUCAUCCAUAUUCUCAUCAACUCUCGGAACUACCGUGUGUACGAACGGCUGGUGCGACCUUUGUACAAGAUAUCCCCACAAUUGACCUGGGCAGACCGGCUCGUCACCAUGUUCGAAUUGGAGGACGUCAACGGAGUUCUCUCCAUGAAUAGGAGUGCCAUCGUCAAGUUUUUGAAGAGCGACCAGGACAUCAAGUUGAAGAGAAAAGUCAUAUCCAUAUUAAUUCACCGGGUGGUGCUAAAUGCCACCGACGAUUCCGAAAAGAAUGAGCACUUCAAACUCUUUGUGGAAUUGUGCCACAUCGUGGGUGACGACCAUUUCUUGUUCAUCGAUCCCGAGUAUAUCGAGUAUGCCAAGGUGGUGCGACUUAUGGCCAUACCGCGAGACCCUCACCUCCGAGGAAUCUCGGAGCCUGCGUCCCAAAACAGCCCCAAUGCUGCUUUCAUGGAGCAUGUAACCAAGCUUCAAGAUUUCUUCGAGGGCGCCACUCCCGCAUAUUUUAACUUCAUCACUUCUUCCAUGCAUCACAUUAUUUCCUUCAGUCCCAACAACGUGCUCAAUUACUGGAAAUUCAAGGCAGACCAUUCCAAGUCCCAUUCUUCGGCACCCAUUUUAUCACAUCACGAUCUAAAAAUCGCCAUGUCUGCAUUGUCCUCCUUGAAAUUGUACCCAGAAGUACUUCACCUCUACAAAUCAUACCCGAACCUCCACCACGAGGACCAGAUCGAGGUCCUCCUCCGUGUAAGUGAAUUAUCCAAGGACUGGAAACUUCUCCAGACCCAAUUCGAGGAGAUGUAUGGUAAGGGAAAGCUUCCGUACGUAAUCCACUACGCCAUCGUUAUGAAGGCAUUGGCAGGAAUAGGUGCACGGGACGAAGUGGAUAUGCUCUUUGACCAAUUGAAAAAAAGAAAGUUGACCCCUACUGCUUCAAUUUUCACGGCAUUAAUUUCUUCACGGUUGCACUACAAUGAUGUGGCAUCUGCAAAGAAAAGUUUUGAUCUUUAUAUGAGCUAUGUGAACCUGGGAACCAUUGAAAAAUCCACCUCGGCCUAUCUUUACCGUUUGCUUUUCAAAAUGUACAUAAAAUCGAAGGAUAUUGAGCAAGUAAGAGCUUUCUUGGAUGAAGCCUUGGAAGAACAAAAAGCCACAGGAAUUCAACUCAUUUCGUCAAGCUCCAUUAAUGAUCUUAUAGAAUUUUCCAGCUCCAACUACGAGCUUGAGUUUAUGGAGCAUCUCAAGAACCUCGCCGAAGACCUUGAAUUGACUAAUAUGCAUACUUACCAAAAUCUUAUCAAAGGGUACACCAAGUUAGACCAGUACGAAAAGGCAAACGAAUUGAUAUAUAAGGCACAUUCAUCAAGCGAAGUUCCAUUCGCCAAUGUGGACAUUUACACGGCUCAGCUCAAGACCUAUAGACAUUGGAUACGGAGGAUUCCCGACCCCGAGCAGAAGCUUUUCUAUCAGAUCAAGCAGGCAUUUAUUGUAAGCUUGGUGACAUUGAAUCAUAUGAAUAAUAUUUCUAUCAGAAACAACUCGGGCCUUCAUGUGGAGGUAAUUGAAUACUUUUUGUCGAGACAUGAUAUUGAAAACGCUCAGAAAAUGAUGAACUUAAGUCAAAAAAGGGAGUUUUUGGCUGAACGACACUUCUUACCUUUCAUGAAGUACCAUUUGAGACAAAAUACAUACGAGUCAUACGGCGAAAUCUUAAAUUUAUACAGAAAAAUGGUGGAUCAACGUAUUCAAAUAUCUACCAAGACUUACGUCUACUUGAUGAAGGCACUAAUAUACUUGGAUGGAAUGAACAAUAAUAACGGGGAAAACGCAUACAAAUUGCUCAAGUCCAUUUUCGAGAUGAACGGAUUGUCCUUGAAACCACAGACCUUGAGCAACACCACAUCUAAAGUUAUGAUGAUUGACAUGAUUGACAGGGCCGAAGACUUAUUUAAAAUAGUGGCUUCGUACGUCAAUGACUUGGGAACUCAUCAAAAUGACAUUGAUAUGUUGGUACACUUCUUAAAUGAGAUCAAGAAGAUUUUGGGUGGAAAAUUGAGUUUGCAGUUCAGAUUUUUGAUCUAUAGAGAGAUGAGUAAAAUCUACCAGAAACAGAACAACUACUCAUUGGCCGAAAAUUUGAUCGAUAAUGGUAUUGAGGACCUCAGUGCAGUUGUACAGAAGUACACUCUUAGGUAUCCUUUUGAAGACCAUUUGGAGCCAAUCCUUCCAGUAAUGCUCGUCAAAGAUUUGAGAAACUUGCUCAAUACCAAAAUAAUGCUAUUGGAAUAUGGAAGAAAGAGCCCUGCUGCCUAUCUUCAUAUUCUUCAGCAAUCAUCAGACCAAGGUGUGAGAUUAUCAGGAACACAGUUUAAUAGACUCUUCAAAGAAGUUUUGAAGGAUGAUAUUACCCUCGAUACUCUAAAAUUGAUUCUUUCCACAUGUGAAAAUCAUCUCAUUUCUGGAAACUGGGUAGAAGUCAAAAUCAUGAGAAAGCUUCAAUUCAUGUACAAACUUACCAUGCUUCAUUUAUCACUGGGAUUAGGGAACGACUCGACAAUUCACAAAUAUCACAUUUUAAGUGAAUAUUAUGAUGUGCACGAGCUCGGUGCUCUUAAAAGGGAAUUGGCCUUUAUUGGUGAUUCUUUGCAGGCACUCGAGUAUCAAUUUGAAGCAAACAGAAAGACCCUCGAUGCCCGUGGCUGGGACUUGGAUAAGCUUCUCGAGAAUAUUCCAAGGUUCUUUAUACCCGAGAGAAGAAUCCGUUCAGCAAAUAAAAUUUCCCCCACAAAUUGUUACCAGAUAUGGCUAGCACUACAUCGCCAUAUCGGAACUGACCAGAGCAUAGCAUUCAAACUCAUGGAUGAGUUUCCCGAGACUUUAGAAUUCUUGAUGUACAAUGAACCAGCAAGAAUCAGAUUGGGAUUUUUCAGAUCCAAGAUAGAUAAAAUUCUUCCUCCAAGGCUAGACUACCAGGAGACAUUCACACAAAGAUACCAAAGAACAGAGUUAGCAUUAAACAGUUUGAGAGACGUGGAACAGUCAAUGAUGGACUAG
Suhomyces tanzawaensis NRRL Y-17324 is the source of this 3483-nucleotide messenger RNA. RefSeq lists its product as uncharacterized. The coding region runs from base 1 to 3483 and encodes 1160 amino acids. Gene Ontology annotation, molecular function: protein binding. The transcript has 2 exons. Lineage: Eukaryota; Fungi; Ascomycota; Pichiomycetes; Serinales; Debaryomycetaceae. The record is from RefSeq and is a predicted model, not a curated record.